Lolium rigidum is the source of this 1401-nucleotide messenger RNA. RefSeq lists its product as uncharacterized. Lineage: Eukaryota; Viridiplantae; Streptophyta; Magnoliopsida; Poales; Poaceae. Bases 1 to 1128 code for a protein of 375 amino acids. The record is from RefSeq and is a predicted model, not a curated record. The transcript has 3 exons.
AUGGCGGCGCGCGGCCUGCGCGGCGUCCGCGACGACCUCUCGGAGCUGGGCCGCCACCUGCUCGACAUCGCCUGCUUCCUCCACCCGCUCCUCAACCCGGCCCACACCGACUCGCCGCCCUCCACCCCCACGCACGCGCGCCGCCGGGCCCGCUCCCCGUCCCCGCGCCCCGCCACCCCGCCCUCGCCGUCCCCCUCCAUCCUCGCGGGCAUCCUCGCCGACCUCGCCGAGAUCGGCGGCUCCUUCCGCGUCGGCUUCUCCGGCCGGGCCCUCCCCGACCGCCAGCCGCCGCCAGCCCGGGCCCUCCCCGUCCCGGACUCCCCGCCCCACGCCCCCGCCGCUGCUACUGGCGUCGCCGAUGGUGUCCUCGGAGCGGCCCGCGCGCUCGCCGCCAGGCCCGACGCCUGGAUUGACUUCCCCGUGCUCGCGCUCGAUGAGAAUGCUACAAUCUCUGACAUCGAGAGAGAUCACAUGGAAGUCAUUGAGAAACUUGUCCCGGAUUUAGCAUCUCUCAGGGCUAGGCUCUGCCCUUCCUACAUGGAUCAAGAUGUAUUCUGGAAGAUAUACUUCAGGCUGCUUGAGUCAACCCUUAGCGAGCAUACUUCAGAGGAAGACAACCAGAAUGUUCAAAGUUCUGUGCAUCACAUAAAUGAGAUAGAGUCUCCACCUCAUGUCUGUGAGAUAGAAAGCGAGAAAAGCACUGCGGAGGGUUAUCAAUCGUCAGAAAGUCAGGCAUUGACCAAAACACGAUCUGAGCAAAGCAUUGACCAAUGGGUGUUUGCAAAGUCAAAAUCAGAGACGAGCAUGGAUCAGUGGUCUGAAGUACCUUCGGAUGUCGAGUCUUUUAGAGAAGGUAAAAAAUACCUCAGUAGUGAGGCCGAGGACAUGAGUGACGUUGACAACUCCAAUGUUGUCGUCAUGGACAAAUACAUGGAUUCGCUCCUGCCAUUUCGGAGGAACCUUCCAUACGCCAGUUCCUCUGUGCGAAGGGAUUCGGUAAGAAGAAAGCCCGCUUCCUCCCCUGACUAUACCCACCGGCCUCCGCAACCCACCCCGCCUCCAUCGCUGUCGAAGAAGGAAUCUUGGGAUCUCAUUCAGGAUUCAGAGUUUGACAUACUUGACAGUUAGCAAUGGAGAUCGCUGUGAUCUCAAUGCCUUCAAAUUUUUCUUCAUUUCUCUAUCCUUCACCUGGUUUGUAAAUGGCAGCCUUCAGGUGGUGCCAGUGGUUGGAAACAUUUGACAGUAAUAAUAUAGUGUGCAUAAAUAUCUCUCUCUAUGCGUCUAGAGUAUAUAUCCUCUCAGCCCACAUGCUGUAACAUGAUAAAUUUGACAUGGAUCUGUCGAGAGUGAGGCUUUGGAUAUUGGCCUCCCUGAUAUAGACAAUUUGUGUUGCAUGCUGUA